Molecule: messenger RNA, 766 nt
Organism: Habropoda laboriosa
Lineage: Eukaryota; Metazoa; Arthropoda; Insecta; Hymenoptera; Apidae
Gene: Vps20
Product: charged multivesicular body protein 6
Exons: 4
Coding region: 68-766 (232 amino acids)
Biological process (GO): vesicle budding from membrane; late endosome to vacuole transport via multivesicular body sorting pathway
Cellular component (GO): ESCRT III complex; multivesicular body
Source: RefSeq, a predicted model, not a curated record
UACAUUUGCUUAUCACAGUUUCAAGUGUAUCUGUCAAACGUGAAAUGAAGUCUCCGUCAGCCGCCGUAUGACAGUUUCGCUAACAACAUUGUCCAUUAUUCUAUACGAAAUGGGUAUUUUCUUUGCAAAGAAGAAACCGCCGAGCCGUGUCACAGAGCAGGACAAGGCCAUCUUGCAAUUGAAACAAACUAGAGACAAAAUCAAGCAAUAUCAACGAAGAAUCGAGCAAAAUCUUGAGAAGGAACGGUUACUCGCGAAGAAACUUAUACAAAAUAAACAAAAAGAACGAGCUUUGCUUCUUUUACGGAAAAAGAAAUUCCAAGAACAAAUAUUAUCAAAGACUGAUGGACAAUUAGAAAACCUUGAGCGCAUGGUACAUGACUUGGAGUAUGCACAAGUAGAGUUGAAAGUUAUAGAUGGCCUAAAAGUAGGCAAUGCCGCAUUAAAGAAACUGCACGACUUGUUAUCCAUUGAUGAAAUUGAAAAAGUCAUGGAUGAGACCAGGGAAGGCAUUGAGAAACAGAGAGAAAUUGAUGCAAUAUUAUCAGGAGAACUUUCUGAUAAGGAUGAGAGUGAUGUUGAAGCAGAACUUGAUGCCUUAUUAGCAGCAGAAAUUGAGGAGAAGGUGCCAGAAGUACCUACAGAAGUAACAUUACCAGAAGUACCAGAAGAAAUAGUGUUACCAGAAGUACCAGAAGAACUACCAGAAAAGAAAAGAGAACGUACAAAGGGGAAAACACAAGAGGCUGUUGCUUUAGAAGCGUAA